AAGUCUCGCGUAGUAACACCGGCCAUUUUUCUCCAUUUAUAGCAGCAGGAUACUUUCGUGUUUGACAGCGAUCACUUUAAGUUUCUGUAAGUUUACUUUUGUUAUUUUGGCGUCCAAAGUGGAGACAGACAAACACAAGUCAUGCUUGUGUUUGCCGCUGUGAUGUUUUUCCGCUGACAUUCUGAUCCGGACAGAUGCUGCUUGUGUAAACUGUCGCACUAAUGGAAAUGGUGCCUAGCGAAGAGAAGCAGUUCGUACCCACAGAGACACAAAAUGCAGCUGAGGAGCCCAGAGUGCUGUGCAUAAUCCAGGACACCACCAGUGCAAAGACAGUCAAUCAGAGGUUGACUCUUAACCUACCUGCUUCAACUACUCUCUCCAAGCUUUAUGAUGAUGUUGCCCAUAAAGCACGAUAUGUGAUUGGCACAUUUGACCUUGCAUGGGGAAAUACAUCUGACAUGGCACCACUGGACCACAGCAGUGAGAUGUCCCUCUCCAAUUCAGGCUUUGAACCUGGGGGAAAGAAAAAUUUUCUCCAGAUUACAGACAAAGAUGGAGAGCAGCCUCAGAUUGCAUCAGAUGAGUCUGGUACAGCAGACAGCAGUGGUCUAGAUGACAGUACCCAGGAGCGGUUUAUUGGACCCCUACCAAGAGAUGGCACUGUAGGCGCAAGUGGUGACUACAGCAGCUCAACUUACUCCUAUUCAUCCAUCCUCAACAAAUCUGAGACAGGUUAUGUGGGUUUGGUCAACCAGGCCAUGACCUGCUAUUUGAAUAGCCUUCUACAAACACUCUUCAUGACCCCAGAGUUCAGAAAUGCGCUGUAUAACUGGGAGUUUGAGGAGUCAGAGGAAGACCCAGUUACCAGCAUUCCCCAUCAGCUGCAAAGGCUAUUUGUUCUGCUGCAGACCAGUAAAAAACGAGCGAUAGAGACGACCGAUGUUACGCGGAGCUUUGGUUGGGACAGCAGUGAGGCUUGGCAGCAGCAUGAUGUCCAGGAGUUGUGCAGAGUCAUGUUUGAUGCCUUGGAGCAAAAGUGGAAGCAAACGGAGCAGGCUGACCUGAUCAACCAGCUAUAUCAGGGGAAACUCAAGGAUUAUGUCCGUUGUCUGGAGUGUGGCUACGAGAGCUGGAGGAUUGAUACUUACCUGGAUAUCCCUCUUGUGAUCCGGCCAUUUGGAGCCAGCCAGGCUUAUAGCAGUGUGGAGGAGGCUUUGCAGGCAUUCAUUCAACCAGAGACACUUGAUGGAGCUAACCAAUAUUUCUGUGAGCGCUGCAAAAAAAAAUGUGAUGCCAGGAAGGGUCUGAGAUUUCUGCACUUUCCCUACCUGCUGACACUGCAGCUGAAACGAUUUGAUUUUGACUAUACCACUAUGCACCGCAUCAAGCUUAAUGACCGCAUGACUUUCCCAGAGGAGCUUGACAUGAGUCCAUUCAUUGAUGUGGAGGAUGAGAAGUCACCUCAGACAGAGAGCUGCACUGACAGUGGGGCAGAGAAUGAAGGCAGUUGCCACAGUGACCAGAUGAGCAAUGACUUUUCUACUGACGAUUGUGUGGAUGAAGGCAUCUGUUUGGACAGUACUAGCACCACAGAGAGGGUGUUAAAACCAAAGAGUUUGCUGAGCUUUGAGCUUUUCUCUGUCAUGGUCCAUUCGGGGAGUGCUGCAGGUGGCCACUACUAUGCCUGCAUCAAAUCUUUCAGUGAUGGCCAGUGGUACAGCUUCAAUGAUCAGCAUGUUAGCAAGAUCACCCAGGAUGAUAUCAGGAAGACGUAUGGGGGAUCCUCAGGGAGCAGAGGUUAUUAUUCCAGUGCCUUUGCAAGCUCUACGAAUGCAUACAUGCUGAUUUAUAGGUUGAAAGAUCCUUCAAGAAAUGCAAAGUAUUUGGCUGUGGAAGACUUCCCAGAACACAUAGAAAAUUUGGUUCAGAAGGAAAAAGAGUCUGAAGAGCAAGAAAAGAGACAGCGGGAGAUUGAACGCAACACUUGUAAGAUUAAGCUUUUCUGCAUGCAUCCUGUGAAGAUGAUGAUGGAAAGUAAGCUAGAAGUGCACAAGGACAAAACUCUCAAAGAAGCUACAGAGAUGGCAUACAAGCUGAUGGAGCUGGAAGGAAUUGUCUCCUUGGACUGUUGUCGCUUGGUGAAAUACGAUGAGUUCCAUGAGUACUUGGAGCGCUCCUAUGAAGGUGAAGAGGACACACCAAUGGGCCUGCUGCUGGGAGGAGUCAAGUCAUCAUACAUGUUUGACUUGCUGUUGGAGACACGCAGACCAGAACAAGUGUUCCAGCCGUACAGACCAGGAGAGGUGAUGGUGAAAGUUCACAUUGUGGAUUUGAAGACUGAGAGCAUUGCAUCUACGAUUAGUGUUCGGGCUUACCUGAACCAGACUAUCACUGAAUUUAAACAGCUCAUCGCACAGGCUACAGGGCUGUCUGCAGAAACCAUGCGUGUGGUUCUGGAACGCUGCUAUAAUGACCUCCGGCUCCUUUAUGUUCCAAACAAGACGUUGAAAGCUGAGGGGUUUUUCAGAAGCAACAAGGUAUUUGUAGAGAGCUCAGAGUCAACUGAUCAACAGGCUUCUUUCACAGACUCUCUCCUGUGGAAACUGUUGGAUCGUCAUGGGAAUACAAUCAGACUUUUUGUCCUGCUGCCUGAACAGUCUCCUGGUACCUUGGCCAACAGAACUCUUUGCCAAAAAUUAGGUUAUGACUCUGAUGUUGCCUUUGAAGGGUCAAAAGGUAACAGAAAAUCUGUUGAGACAAUCCUGGAAGAGAGCACAGAAAGGUUGAAGAAUCUGUCUCUUCAGCAGCAGCAGGGCUCCAGUACCAGCGACAGCCAGAAAAGCUCUGAUGCCAGUGACUUUGAACAUAUCGAAUCCCCCGCCCAAGAGGUGGACUCGAACUCUUCACUCUGUGUGGCUGCAGAUAACAGAGAGUUGGAGAACCGGAUCAGGGUAACACCUGGGGGCAGCGGCAGUGCCUCUUCUGACACUGAGAACCAGUUUGCCAGUGAAGAGCGCUCUGACUCUGAGGUAAACAAUGACCGCAGCACCAGCUCAGUGGACAGCGACAUCCUGAGCUCCAGCCACAGUAGUGACACACUGUGUAAUGCAGACAGCGGCCACAUUCAGCUGGCCAACGGUUUGGACUCUCAUAGUAUCACCAGCAGCCGGCGUUCUAAGGCCCAUGAAGGCAAAAAAGAAACAUGGGAUACAGCUGAAGAAGAUUCUGGAACUGACAGCGAAUAUGAUGACAACGGGAAGAGCAAGGCGGAGUCUCAGUACCUUUACUUCAGAGCAGAGGCUUGUGCUCAGGAUGACUCCUCUUGGAAGGCACAAAAAUGUUUAGUGGUUCAUGUGGACAAGCGAAUAACACUGGCAGCAUUCAAACAGAACCUGGAGCCCUAUGUGGGAGUCACAUCGACCCAUUUCAAGGUUUUUCGUGUGUAUGCCAACAAUCAGGAGUUUGAGAGCGUGCGGCUCAAUGAAACGCUGUCGUCUUUCUCUGAUGAUAACAAGAUAACUAUUCGGCUAGGAAGAGCACUGAAAAAGGGUGAAUACAGAGUGAAACUUUAUCAGCUACUAGUGAAUGAACCAGAGCCCUGUAAAUUCCUUGCCGACACCGUGUUUGCCAAGGGCAUGACUGUCAGGCAGUCUAAAGAGGAGCUGCUUCCUCAGUUGAAAGAGCAGUGUAAACUUGACCUCAUCAUUGACAGGGUCCGCCUCCGAAAAAAGACUUGGAAGAACCCCGGGACGGUGUUUCUGGACUACCAUGUCUAUGAGGAAGACAUCAGCAUCUCCUCUAAUUGGGAAGUUUUCCUCGAAGUCCUCAGUGAACCAGAAAAAAUGAAGUCGAUGUCACAGCUGGCUGUUCUAACCAGACGGUGGAGCCCCGCCACAAUGACACUUGGGCCCUUCCAGGAAGUGAUUCUGGAGAGCAGCAGUGUGGAAGAACUGAAGCAGAAGCUUAGUGAGCUCAGUGGUGUUUCACUUGAAAACCUGGAAUUUGCAAAGGGCAGAGGAACAUUUCCUUGUGAUAUGUCUGUGUUAGAGAUCCAUCAGGAUUUGGACUGGAAUCCUAAGGUGUCGACUCUUAACGUGUGGCCUCUAUACAUCUGUGACGAUGGAGCUGUGGUCUUCUAUCGGGACAGCACUGAGGAACUUAUGGAACUGUCAGAGGACGAGCGCAGUGAGCUGAUGAAGAAAGAGAGCAGCCGUUUGCUGAAGACUGGCCACCGCGUCAGCUACUCACCACGCAAGGAGAAAGCACUCAAAAUCUACCUGGACGGAGGUCCUGCCAAGGAUCUGGGGCAGGACUGAGGCACAGAGCACCACUCCUAAUUGUUUGGACCGCCGGGCUGCUGCAGUGUAGCAACCGCACCUACAGGCCCGAUAUUGACUUGAAUGUCACCCUGCGUUGUAGGGCUAACGUGCUCUCAGACUCUGGUCUGAGCCUGCGGAUUGGUUCAGAAACACUGCUGUGCACUAUGGUGUGUUGUACUGUAAAUGGAAGUACACAAGCUAUUGAAUUCAGAAAAAGAAUCAUACUGUAUAGACAAAUCAUGUACAAGUCCAGGGAUGGUAAAACUGUGACCCACAGAUUAAGGCGUCCAUCUUGUCUAUUUAAGUUUGCCUCCUUCAUAUCAUGCUGUCGGCAUUUGUGUCUUUUGCUUCGUGUUUUUGGGACAUAAUGUUGUGAUUGAUCCGUAAGAGCCUCACGCCUCCUCAGCACUGCUGUUAAAACACAUAAUUGCCCACCCUCUGAAAUAAUAUGGCAGUAGUGUAAGCUGGGACCUGGUUUCCAGCAUUCCUCAGUCUCUCUUGGCGUUUUAAUGACUUUUUCUAUAAUGGUGAGAUGUCAUUAUGUUAGUGAUUCAGCAAAAGCAACAAUUUAGAAUUUGAGUCAGAGGUUCUUUCUGCUCAUCUAAUAGCACAGUCAUAUCUUUAUGGGCCAUUUUUACUGCUUAUCUGGCGCAUCGCUUCUGUUAAUUCACUGUCAAUAUAUUGAGGGGUACAUGGUGUAUUUGUACUUUACUACAAAGUACAAUGAACCAAAACAAAGUCACCUGUUAAGAACGUCCUUGUUUUCUUCAUUAUAAAUUAUUUUUCUUCAGUUGAAUCAGGUCUUUUUAAGCCCUUGACACACACCUGCUGUCUUUGUUGACCCCCUCCAUGCCAUGUGACGAGUGUGCAUCCUUUGUCAUCCACAUGCGCGUGUGUUGUACUGAUUGGCGCGAGCUCUGGCUGGGUUUUCAGCUGAGAGUACGGGGUUCCUUUGGCACUUCUAGCUGCUGCUGCUCGACGGGCUGACACCAGAUAAACCUGAUGGAUUAAUCAGUCUGGUUAACUGCUCUGAGGACUCAAGUUCAGCAUCCAGGUCCCCUGAUGCUGCCACCAGCUAAUCACUGUAGAAAUGCCAAUAUCUGAAGAAAUUCUUCUUUGUUUGUUUCUGAGAUUUAAAUCCUGUGUGAAAAUAGCUGAGAUGGUUUUAGAAAUUAAUUAAAAUGCUUUUUCA
Messenger RNA from Thalassophryne amazonica, 5511 nucleotides. RefSeq names its product ubiquitin specific peptidase 47 (gene usp47). The transcript is spliced from 28 exons. Gene Ontology annotation, cellular component: cytosol; nucleus. Bases 222 to 4316 code for a protein of 1364 amino acids. Gene Ontology annotation, biological process: protein deubiquitination. NCBI's taxonomy places the organism in Eukaryota, Metazoa, Chordata, Actinopteri, Batrachoidiformes, Batrachoididae. Gene Ontology annotation, molecular function: cysteine-type deubiquitinase activity; protein binding; cysteine-type endopeptidase activity. The record is from RefSeq and is a predicted model, not a curated record.